AUGCCGCUCCGAGUCAACAUCCCCCCUGCUACUCGUUUCUUUCUUGUCAGCCUCCUCGCCCUCUCCUUACUCUAUAACAUUGCCAGAUGGCGUGAACUGGACUACUCCGCCGGCGGCGUCCAAGUCACCCCAAUUAUUCCCUACCUGACUCUCGUUCCUUCUCGUUUCUUCUUCUAUCCCUGGACACUCGCCACCGCUACCUUGGUCGAGCAGAACAUCUUCACUGUGCUUCUGAAUGCCGCCACCAUCUUCUACGGAGGCAAGUACCUCGAACGUGCGUGGGGGUCCCGCGAAUUCAGCAAGUUUAUUGUCGCCGUAACCGUGAUCCCCAAUGUCGCGAUCAUUCCAAUUUACCUCAUCUGGGGAACCGUACCAGGCCAAGAUACCCGAAGCUUAACCCAGAUCUGCGGUGGUGUCUCCAUCCAGGCUUCCUUCCUCGUCGCAUUCAAACAGCUAGUCCCUGAACACACCGUUGCGAUCUUCAAAGGAAUCAUAAAAAUGCGCGUCAAGCAUUUCCCGGCCUUGUUCCUGCUGCUCAACACCCUCAGCGGUAUCCUCAUCGGAACGGACACGGCUGCUAUCUUGGCGUGGCUAGGUCUCCUGACUAGCUGGACAUACCUUAGAUUCUAUAAGCAACAGCCCGAUCUGACUGGAACUUCAACUAGUGGUCUUGGUAUCAAGGGCGAUGCUAGUGAGACCUUCGCCUUCGCCUGCCUUUUCCCCGAUGUGAUGCAACCCCCGAUCGCCUUUGUCGCCGACCAAAUUUACACAUUAUUGGUGACAGUCCAUAUCUUGAAACCAUUCUCCGAGGAUGAUAUCGCAUCUGGCAACCAGCAAGUUCUGGCUAGAGGGGAGGCCGGCUUGCCAACUCUCCUUAGCAGCCACCGCGGAGGAAGUGCAGGAGGAUCCCGGGGUAAGCGCGAGGAGGCAGAUCGCCGCCGUGCUUUGGCCCUCAAGGCGCUAGACCAAAGGCUACAGACUGCUUCUGCGGGUCGCGUACAUGCUGGGCCCUCGACACUGAUGGAUCCUAACGCAAAUGCAUCAUCUCCGAACCCGUCCGCCCAUACUGGGCAGGCUAUGCUUGGGGGAACCACUUACAAUCCGGAUAACGCAUAG
Penicillium verhagenii is the source of this 1116-nucleotide messenger RNA. Its product is annotated as rhomboid family protein. The transcript has 2 exons. NCBI's taxonomy places the organism in Eukaryota, Fungi, Ascomycota, Eurotiomycetes, Eurotiales, Aspergillaceae. Gene Ontology annotation, cellular component: Golgi apparatus; membrane. Gene Ontology annotation, biological process: retrograde vesicle-mediated transport, Golgi to endoplasmic reticulum. The coding region runs from base 1 to 1116 and encodes 371 amino acids. The record is from RefSeq and is a predicted model, not a curated record.